CCGGGCCUGGGCGCCGCGGCCGCCCCCGCCCCCGCCGCGACCCCCGACACCCUUCAUGCGCUUCCCCUGCCCCGGGCGCGCCGGGCCUGGAACAGGACUGCCACUGUUGAGUCUGUGGGAAUAUGAAUCAGCAGCAGCAGAGAAUGGCUGCAGUUGGGACAGACAAAGAGCUCAGUGACCUGCUGGACUUCAGUAUGAUGUUUCCCUUGCCAGUGGCUAAUGGAAAAAACAGACCCACGACCCUUGCGAGCACUCAGUUUGGAGGAUCAGGCUUGGAUGAAAGAUCGGGAUCAGGUUCCUGGGGAACGGCAGAUCAAAACAGCUCCACGUUUGACCAAGGAAGGCAGAGCUAUGGAGAAGGGCCCCACUACGGUGAGCACCGGGACCUGCCAUCCCACAACAGCAUCUCCUCGCCGCCGUUCCUGGGAGCUGGACUCGUGGGGAAGAGCAGUGAAAGAGCCUCAUACUCCACGUUUGGAAGAGACACAGGGAUGCCAGGACUAAACCAGCCCGGUUUCCUGCCCAGCGAGAUGGGAAUCGCCAGCCCGAGCACGCUUUCCCCCACCGGGGCCAAAGGGGCGUCUCAGUAUUUUUCUUACCCCAACAAUCCUCGCAGGAGAGGUGCUGAGAGCAGCAUAGAUGGACAGCCCAAAAAGGUUCGGAAGGUGCCUCCUGGACUCCCCUCCUCGGUGUAUCCAUCCAACUCAGGUGAUGACUACAGCAGGGAUCCAGCUGGAUAUACUCCCUCGAAACCUCCCAGCACUGUAUAUCCUGGAGCCUUUUAUAUGACAGAUGGACUCCAUAACUCUCCAGACCUGUGGAGUUCCCCGGGUGCCAUGAGCCAGUCGAGUUACGGAGCCAUGCUGGGCAGCUCCUCGUCCCCACUCCCACAGUCCAGUGGCUUCAACAGUUUACAUCAGCACGAACGCAUGAACUACCAGCUGCAUUCAGGAGAGGUGAACGGUGGCCUCCCCUCCGUGUCCGGCUUCUCCUCGGCCUCCACGGCGUACGGAGUGUCCAGUCACACCCCCCCGAUCAGCGGCACGGACAACAUGAUGGGUAACAGAGGAACCACAGCCGGCAGCUCCGGAGACGCGCUUGGGAAGGCUCUGGCCUCGAUUUACUCCCCCGACCACUCUAGCAAUAACUUCUCCUCCAACCCCUCCACCCCGGUCGGGUCCCCGCAGGGCCUCGCAGGCUCGUCGCAGUGGCCGCGGGCGGGCGGAGCGGGUGCCUUAUCUCCCAGCUACGAAGGGAGCCUCCACACUUUGCAAAACAAAAUGGAAGACAGGUUGGAUGAAGCCAUCCAUGUGCUGAGGAACCACGCCGUGGGCCAGACCUCUGCCAUGCCCAGCAACCACGGGGACAUGCACGGGCUGCUGGGCUCAGCACCACCACACAGUGCCGCCGUGGGCAGCCUGGGCCAGGCCUUCCCCGCCUCGGUCAUGGCCCUGGGGAGCAGGCACCCGAGUCUGGUGGGAGGAGGCCACCCCGAAGAUGGGCUGUCCAGCAACUCCAGCUUGCUCCACAACCACGUCACACUUCCAUCCCAGCCCAGCUCACUCCCGGACCUCAGCAGGCAGCAGGACACAUACAGUGGCUUGUCCGGGGGGCUGGGGCGGAGCAGCGUCUCCUCAGGAACGAGCGAAAUAAAGAGGGAAGAGAAGGAGGAUGAAGAGAACACGUCAGUGGCAGAUAACUCAGAAGAGGAGAAGAAGGAGCUGAAACCCUCCCGGAACAGAACAAGGUGCUCUUUGAACAGUCAAGAUGAGGAUGAGGAGGACGAUCUUCUUCCCCCAGAGCAAAAAGCCGAGAGAGAGAGAGAAAGGAGGGUCGCCAAUAAUGCCCGUGAGCGCCUGCGGGUUCGUGACAUCAACGAGGCCUUUAAAGAGCUCGGACGCAUGUGCCAACUGCACCUAAACAGCGAAAAACCGCAGACCAAACUGCUAAUCCUACACCAGGCCGUAUCAGUCAUACUGAACCUGGAGCAACAAGUUAGAGAGCGCAAUCUGAACCCAAAAGCGGCCUGCUUGAAGCGUCGGGAAGAGGAGAAAGUGUCCGGAGUGGUAGGAGACCCCCAGAUGACACUGUCAGCUUCACAUCCUGGUCUAGGAGACGGUCACAACCCUGUCGGACACAUGUAAAGAUCUUUUUGUUCCUCUGGAUACGGAGAUCUGUAGGAAGAAAACCCUCAGUGUGACCUGCAACCCUGUUGAACCAUAAACUGUAGUACUGCUCAUACUGACACACGCAGACGGAUCCUGGCGUGACGUAAGGGGUGGAAAAAACACUUUGUCAGAAACAAAAUGGAAACAAAAAUUGCCUUAAGUAUAAAGUGCAGAACAGUCAAUACAUAUCACUCAGUUAGGAGGGGGUGGCGUGUUCUCUUGGCUUGUUCACAAGCAGCCAGCAGCAAAAUUGUGCCUAAGCUUGAUAUUUCUUUUUUUAAAAAAAAAGAACAUUAGUUAUGAGAUUUUUUUAUGUAGAACAAAUAGCGAUGCCUUUUGGUUUUUUUAGCUUCUUUUGCAUAUGUUUUGUAAGCAACGAAAAAAAUUUUUUUUUUUGUAUAAAAACAUGUCUUGUACCCUCCGCUUUUCUGCUGCUGUUUCUAUAGUUAACGUUGCAUCUUUAGGAUCAACCAGAAUAUUAAAAUUGUAUUAAGAGAGACUGGAUAUAAAGAGAGGAAUUCUCAGAUUCGGCUCAGAAAGCCACUAAAAGCGAAUGUAGCCACAGUGAGGGAAUGUUCUUCCUCGCCUGGCUUGUACCUUCCAUGACAAAAAACAAACUCAUGUGCUGACUUCACCAUCUCCUUGCUUCGGCCACUUCUGAUGUGGGAGAAGGAAGCUGAGCAGCGAAGCGAGUGGCAGCGGUGCUCCCGCUCCCCCCGGCGGUGGCCGCGCUGCUCGGCGAGCUUUGCUUUGUUCCCGGAGGCCCACGGCUGAUCCCGAGCAUCGGGAGCGCUGGGAGAGAGCAGGGUGGAGGAAAUCCAAGGGACUGAGGUGCUUCCAGGUGAGCAGAGCAGCAAGGGAUGCACGAGGGAAGCGCCUCUUCCCACAUGCCGGAGCUGCCGGAGGCGGCUCCAGGAGCAGCACUGAACAAAGACCAACUGAACAAAGCUGGAGCGCUGGGAAGAGGCGGAGGCAGCCGGGGCACGGCGGCAGCGGUGGGAUGCAGGGCCAGGAAGCUGGGCAGCUGCAGACCUGAGGAUGCUGGAGGCAGGAAAGGAGCAGCGACCUGGCUCGCUCAUGGCAAAGCCACGACCAGCAGCAGGAUCCCUUCUUGCAGCGGAGAAAUUUUGCAUCGGAAACGCAAAAUGCUGGCUCGGGGAGAGGGGUGGCUUCGCACGCCGCUGUCACCUGCUGUCACAUCUCCUGGGCGUCCUUGGAGGCAAACUGAGCUCAGCGCUGUGCCGUGGGAUGUGAGUGGGCACCGUCACCCGCACGUGGGCUCCUCUCCGGGCACUGGGAAGGAGGGCAGCAGGAGCGCUCCAGCAGCCAGGCUGGGCCAGCCAUCCCUUCACUCCAAGGGGUUCCCAGUCACUCCAGACCACUCUGGUGUGCUCAGCAGGAGGAGGAUCCCUGGCAGCCCCUCUGGGAGCUGUGGAGCAAACAAAGAGGUGCUGGGCAGUGCUGAGCUGCAGCAGCCGGUCUGGAAAUGGCCACGGAAAAACAUCCACCAGGAAUUCACUCUUGUUUUUUCCCUCUCCUUCCCCUUCUGAAACAUUUUGUGCCUGGUUCUUCCCAGCUCUGCAGAGCCCAGUCAGGCAGGAUGGUGCACGGGACAUGGGUGCUGGUCUGGGGGGAUGUGGGGAACUCCCCCAGCCCCUGCAGGCUCCAUCUCCCCUGGGCUGCUCCAGCCUGGGCUCCUGGGGAAGCUGUGUUGCUUUGGCACAGGGAAAGGGAGGAACUGGCAAACAGGAUUAGGUCCUGUGGCACUUCCCAGCAACCCCAGGCUUUGGCAUAACCUGGUGCUCCUCCGUGCUCACGGCUGUGCUUUGUGCUGCAGCAAACCCUGCUGGAAGUGCCCAGGGCAGUGCUUAUUUCCCACCCACACCUGGGCACUGUGGCCUCAGCCCUGUGGCAGCUCCAAGCUGAGCCACUCCAAGUGCCAGGGCAGGGUGGGACUGUCCCUGCUGCCCCUGCCCUGGGGCUCCCCGACAUCCAACCAUCACUCUGAAGCUUUUGGAUGCUCCUGGCUCUCCCCAGCUUGCUGCUCCCAUUGUUCCUUCUGCAUGGUGAGACCUCAGCAGCCCCAGCUCUGUCCCUGGGAAGGCCAGGAAAGCUCAGUGGUUCCAGUAACCCAGAUUCUUCUUGCCUGUGUCAACAGACACAUUUUAGCCUAAUCAGCUCAUCAGGUUCCGACACUUCCCUCCCUUGGGUUCUUCUGGCUGCUGAAGCAGUGGGCAAGGAGCUGGAUGAGGUUUUCCUCCACGGGUGACAGCCUUGACUCCCAUUCAUGCUCUGGAGUGCAAGUUGGAGGGCUCAGCUGCUGCUUUUUGUUUCACCCAUGAGAGUUCCUGCUCCUUGGUGAGACAGUGCUGGGGCUGCUCAGGGCUUUGGGCCCUGUCCCAGGGCCAGGAGGGAUGGAGCAGUGUCCCAGCCCUGGAAAGCUUGAAACUCUGCAAAAAUAUUUAAAAGUUCACAAACCCUUUGAUUUUGCCCCAAGAGUUGGAGGUGGCAGUCACGGACAACCGGACUUAAAGGGACUAGUCAAGAAAAAACAUAAAUUCAACAAAAUUGGAAAUCUGAGAAGAUUUAUGAGUUGUUCACCAGUUUGCUGAACUUCUUCAUCCCCUCCAAGUCCUGCAGACCAGGGAGGAAUCCUGAUGAGCCAGAGCCUUUCUCACCAUCCCUGAAUCCCCAGGCCUUGCAACAGAAAUGGGGCUUUUCAGCUGCAUUUAGGUGGUUUAAGAUGUUACUUCGACAGCAAAUCCAACCAACUUCCUUCCAUGGCAAGGCUUGGGUGAAGAUCCUUGAGCAUAAGCCCUCAGAGCCAAGGUUUGGAGAGAUCAUCUCAAAAGCACAAUGUAGGGGGUGGCAGCGCUGUCUCUGGAGUUGCCUCGAUGGCACAGGGUGACAGCUUUGUGUCCCAGCCCAGUUUGGCCUCAGUGACAUCUCUGCUUUCCAAGUGCUGAGGGAACAAUUGAGAAGUGCAACAAGGAAUAAUUCCCUUGUCUUGCCAGUGUGUUUGGCUUAUUGUGAACAUGGUGCCUCCAACCUGCCAGGGGAAGUGGCUUUUCUAAAAACAGCCACUGCCAGGUGCUGUCCCCAAAAUACCACCAGCCCAGCCCUGAAAUGUCACCCUGUAGCGAUGAAACUCUUGUCUUUAAGUGCUGUGGUCAGUGAAGGCCAGGUUUGCACCCUCCCCAGCCCACAGCUCUGCUCCAUCCCACUUGGGAUCUUACAGAUCCCUGACCUGCUCCUCUGCCUGUCUGCGUGUCCCCACAGCAGGGGUGUUGCCAGGAGAGGUGUCACGGGUGGGUGACGUGCUGUACGGUGCCAUUUAUUCCAUUUUCUCCUUCCUCUCUCAGCCUUUGCUUGCGUGGCUGCCCCUGGGGACAUGUGCCCUCCUCUUUGGGGUCACUGAGCCCCCCCAAAGCUUCCUUCGUCAGACAGGGGGGCUGCCUUCCCUUCUGGGCAGCUUCUAGUUCCUCUUUCCCCAAGCUGCAGAACUGGGACACUGCCAUGGGACAUUUCUUGUGUCCCCAGCCCAGGGGGCUCCCCUUGCCCCGCUCAGCCAGCCCCCUGCCUCCCUGCACACAAGCUGUGUGUGCCAGAGUACUGGAGAGUGUCUGGAAUCCGGUCUGUGAACAGUGUAAUUGCGGAUUUUUGUUUUAUCUCUUUUCACCUGCUUCUUCCCCAGAGCAAAGCAGCUGCAGCCACUUGUGUGUUGGUGCUCAGGCAGUGGUGGCAGUCUGGCUGCUCCUGCUCACAGCCCAGGGAGCAGAAUUCGAGUGUUUGGCAGUGACCCAUGCCCGUGACCCCCAUCAGAUCUACUCACAGCCCCAGCCAGCAUCUCUCGGGGCUCUCUGCUCCCCUGCUUUCACAGCUAUCCCACAGAGGUGUGUUGGCAGGAAGGAUGGAAUCGAGCUGUGCUUUCCUCGGGAGGCUGUAAUUCCAGAGUGCUCUCCAAGGUCCUUUGUGUCCCCACUGAAGCCAGCAGAGCCUUUGGGCCCUUGCUGGGUGGUUCCAGUUGCGGGGGCUUGAGAAACAGGAGGCUUUGGAACCCCCAAUCCCCUGCACCCCUUGAGCUUUGCUGCCAACUUUGGGACCAGUAGAACCCGAGUUCCUCUUGCAGGCCCUGCUGUGCUGUAGUGGGGAGCCUGGGCCAGCUCUAGUUCCAUCCCUGGCUUUGGGAGGUGAAGCAAAGCUGGGGAUGGAGCUGGGCCAGAACAAACCUUCAGCCCCUGCCUGCAGUGCUGGCUAACCCAGAGCCAGCCCUGGCCCCUGGGCUCCCCCAUUCCUGCCCGACACCAGCAGCAGCAAGGCCUGUUUUCUGUACCCCGAGCUUGCACAAAGUCUUUGCCCUGUUAAAAAUCCUAUGCAAAUCUUAUCCCUCUUCCCCCUCUCGGGGCUCUGCAGAUCCCAGCCCAGUUCUCUCUGCUCUUGUCCCUGAUUGCUCCUGAGUUUCUGCUCCCUGCUGCCCUCAGGGUCCGGCUUCAUUCCUGGCAGCUCUAAAAGCAUUUUGAGACCUGUGCCCUGGAGCUGGGAGAGGACAGAUGAGAUUGUAGGAACACCCCACUCAUACUGAGCACUGAAUUGGAGGGGGCAAAGCCUGGUCCUGGUCCACGCACCCUUCACCCUCCUGUGCCUUCUGCUCAAAGCUGGUGGGGCACUGCCAGCAUCCUUCAUCCCCCCAGCCCCCUGAAAGGAGAAGCUCUGUUACACCGUGUUGCUUCCCAGACUGCCCUGUUCUAGCACCUGAGCAUCGGGCUUGGCUGGGGCUGCUCCUCCUUCAGCUGUCCCAAGCCUGAACGGGUGUUUCCCUUCCUCCCAUGCUCCCCAGUCUCUCCAGCCAGCAUCUCAAAGCUGUUUCCCUGUGCAGAGGGGCAGCCCCUGCCAGCAGCUGCCCAUCGGCUGGGGUGCCGGCAGGAGAGCUGGGAGCUGGGUGCUGCCGAUGUCCCACAGCACAGCUGCCUCUCCCUGCCCUUGGGGCAGGUGUCAGAGGCCCUGGUGCUCUGUACUUUGAUUUCCAGGACAAUUCAGCCCUUUUGGGGAGCCAGCACUGCUGUGCCUUGGCCUGCAGGACUCCCACGGGGAGGUGAGCUCUCCUUAGGAGGGUGGUGCAGGCUCCACGCGACCUUCUGCCAAACCUUGUGUGUCCAUCUGCAGCCCAGCUGAGGGCCAAGGGCAGUCCUGUCGUGGCUCUCCACACUGGUAUCUCUGUUCCCCUGGUUUUGUACCCCUCCUGCUCCUCAGGGCUCUCCACUCCCACCUGGCCCAGCCAAGCCCCUCCGUGGUGGAGGGCGAGGCUGUAGCACUCAGCCCGGGACGCCUCAGCUCAGCGUGGCUGCAGAGGGGUUUCUGCUUCCCAAGGGGGGGUGCUGGCACCAAGGCCUUUUGCCAAAGAGCAUCCCCGUGCCCUACACCCCUGGGCUGUGCCCGGGGGAGCCGUGGAGCUCCUGGAGGCAGCGAGCUGGGGACGCCAUGAAUCCCCUUUCCCGGGACCACGUCUUCCCAAAUCACUGGGACCCGGCGGGUGACACAUGGAGGCACUCGGGAGGGAAGGAGCCGCGGGGAGCCGCGCACCAGGCACCGCUCCCUUGCCGGGAGAGGGGAAAGAGGCACUGGUGAGGCAGGACAGGGAGGAUCCCAACCCCGCGCGUGGGAAUGACCCGUUGGGUGUGGAGGGCUCCAGCUCUCUGGGGAAACAAAGCAUUCCUGGGAUGUUCUUUCUCUAUAUUUUUGUAGGAAUGGGGGGGUGGGAGAGCAGACGGGAGAUGCCUGCGGAAGUUGUUUAUUUUUAACCCUGUAGAAAGUUUCGGGUUGUUUUUUGGUUUUUGGCCUUUAAAAUAAAAAAUUGUCCUUGCUUUUGAUGUUUAUGCUGCCUACCUGUAAAUCCAGAUGUACUUAAGUGGCUGAAAUCCUUGUUCUUAAAUCAGAUACACAUUAUAGUUUUGAACUAUAUAUAUAGUAAAUAUAUAUAUAUAUAUGCCUAACCCAGCAAAAAAAAAAAAAAAUAAAAUAAAGUAUUUGGGGGUGGGAAAUGCAUUGCUCUUUGAAAUGAAUCACAAUUGGGGGAUGAAAUUGUGUUUCUGAGUGCCUCAAGAUAUGAAUUGUUUUCAUUUUUUUAAAUAAUUUUAUACAAGUGUCAAAACAGCUGGCUGGAUUAUUUGGAAUUUUUAAAUAAUCCUAACUUUUUUAAAGUAGAUUUUGAGAACUGUCCUGUAUAUAACAGUAAUGUAGCAAUAAAUGUGACAUUUUAUAACAA
This is a messenger RNA of Hirundo rustica (Barn swallow), 8430 nucleotides long. It is a transcript of the gene TCF3, whose product is annotated as transcription factor 3. The coding region runs from base 123 to 2144 and encodes 673 amino acids. Gene Ontology annotation, cellular component: transcription regulator complex. NCBI's taxonomy places the organism in Eukaryota, Metazoa, Chordata, Aves, Passeriformes, Hirundinidae. Gene Ontology annotation, biological process: regulation of transcription by RNA polymerase II. The transcript is spliced from 20 exons. The record is from RefSeq and is a predicted model, not a curated record. Gene Ontology annotation, molecular function: RNA polymerase II cis-regulatory region sequence-specific DNA binding; protein dimerization activity; DNA-binding transcription factor activity, RNA polymerase II-specific.